AUGCAGGGCAAGGCGGCGGAUCAUGUUGACGUGCUCAUCGUUGGAGCCGGCCCGGCUGGGUUGAUGAUGGCGACGUGGUUGGCAAAGUGUGGCGUUAAGACUCGAAUUGUCGACAAGAGAGGCACCAAGAUCUUCAACGGUCAGGCCGACGGUCUGCAAUGCCGUACUUUGGAGAUAUUUGACUCAUUUGGCUUUGGCCAUCGAGCCUGGAUCGAGUCAAACCACAUGCUGGAGAUUUGCCUCUGGAACCCCGACAAGGAUGGUGUCAUUCAACGGUCUUCACGCAUCGCCGAUACUAUUCCCGGAAUCAGCCGCUUCCAGCAGGUCGUGUUGCACCAAGGCCGAAUCGAACGUUUCUUUCUCGAUGCCAUGAAGGACUUCAGCGAGGGAGCUGUCUCUGUUGAGCGCGGCGUUUUGCCCACCAGCCUGGAAAUUGACACUGCCACUGUCGAGGAUCCAGAUGCUUAUCCUGUCACCGUCCAACUCCGACAUCUCGGCGAGGAGGAGUCGACGCCGAAGCAGACUGCCACCAUGUCCAAUGGCUCCUCGGUGCAGGAUGGCCUUUUCCGCAGCAACCUCGCAGCCGAUGAUACCGCAGACCUACUCAAAGCCGCUGAGCUCAACGAGAAGGCCAAUACUACCGAAGUCGUCAAGGCCAAGUACGUCGUUGGUGCCGACGGCGCUCAUUCAUGGGUGCGGAAGGAGAUCGGCCUCAAGCUCGAAGGUGAGUCGACAGACUACAUCUGGGGAGUACUUGACAUCGUCCCCAUUACCGACUUCCCCGAUAUCCGCAUGCGCUGUGCCAUCCACUCGGCCAGUUCCGGAAGCAUCAUGGUCAUCCCGCGCGAAAACAAACUGGUGCGCUUGUAUAUCCAGCUUACCACGACGGAAAAGAUUGGCGAGCAAGAUUCUCGCACCGAUCGUUCAGGGAUCACGCCAGAGGUCAUCUUGGAGUCCGCCCAGCGUAUCAUUGCUCCGUACAAGCUUGAUUACCGCAAGCUGGAUUGGUGGACGGCGUAUCAAAUUGGCCAACGUGUGGGCUCCAGUUUUGGCGUGCACGACAGAGUCUUCUUAGCUGGUGAUGCUGUGCACACCCACAGUCCCAAGGCUGGUCAAGGAAUGAAUGUCAGCAUGCAAGACUCAUACAACCUUGGUUGGAAACUCGCGAAUGUCGUCAAAGGUGUUGCAGAUCGGUCAAUCCUCAAGACGUACGAGAGUGAGCGCAAGGCCAUCGCGCACGCCCUCAUCAACUUCGAUCACAAGUUUUCUCGCCUCUUUUCUGGUCGUCCAGCUAGAGACAUCAUGGACGAGGAAGGCAUUAGCAUGGAGGAGUUCAAGAAUGCUUUCCAGAAGGGAAAUCUAUUCGCAAGUGGAAUUGCCGUUGAUUACGACAAGAGUGCAAUCGUUUCCAAGCCGGAUGCACCAGUGAACGCGGCGGGUGAUGUCGCCAGAUCUCACCCUCUUGCGACUGAACUCAACAUUGGCCAAAGAAUUCCAAGCGUCAAAGUAUUGAAUCAGUCCGAUGCUCGUCCAUGGCAGCUUCAGGAGCUACUUCGGAGCAAUGGCACUUGGCGAGUAAUCCUCUUUCCAGGAGACGUCAGCAAGACAGCCCAAAAGGACAGAAUGAACAGCCUCUGCGAAGCCAUGUCCGGCCCCUCGUCAUUCCUCAACCGCUUCAGGCCCGCUGGUUCGCGCUAUGAUUCAGUCAUCGAGGUGCUCACCGUCCAUGCGGCGAAGCGAGCCGACGUGGACAUCUUUGACUUUCCCGACGUUCUUCGGCCGUAUGAUGAGGUUGAGGGUUGGGAUUAUAACAAGGUCUUUGUCGACGACGAGUCAUACCAUGAGGGCCACGGGCAGCUGUACCAAAAUUUCGGCAUUAGCCGUGACGAAGGGUGUGUUGUUGUUCUUCGACCGGAUCAGUACAUUUCGUACGUCGGUAAGAUUGAUGACUACGGGUCAAUCGACAGUUUCUUUUCUGGAUUCAUGUUGCCCCAGAACACAGUGGAGGAGUCUAAAUAA
This is a messenger RNA of Ilyonectria robusta, 2019 nucleotides long. RefSeq names its product FAD binding domain-containing protein. Lineage: Eukaryota; Fungi; Ascomycota; Sordariomycetes; Hypocreales; Nectriaceae. The coding region runs from base 1 to 2019 and encodes 672 amino acids. The transcript has 5 exons. The record is from RefSeq and is a predicted model, not a curated record. Gene Ontology annotation, molecular function: FAD binding.